AUGCUGUGCACAGGAAGAGUAGCAGCAACAGCAGCAGCAGCAGCUGCUGCUGCUGCACCUGCAAGUGAGGGAGGGGCCACACGGUAUUGCAUGACAGCAAGCCAUAGUACUGUGAGGCUGUGGCGGCAACACAAUCGUGCUGCAGCAACAUCCGCUGCAGCAAGAACAGCUACGCCAACAGCAGUAGCGGCGACAGCAGCAGCAGCAACAGCAGCAGGGGGUGUCGCCACUUGCAACAUCAAAAGCAUCUGCAGUGCCUCGCGAGGUGUGUGGCUGAACUACUGCUGCUGCUGCUGCUGCUGCCACUGCAGCAGCAGAAACUGCAGCACUCGCCGUUGGUUUUCCGUACUGCGGGACCCCCAGCCGCUACAGCGCGUCCUUGCAGAACUUUCUGCUGCUGAUGCUGCUGUUGAGAAGGCAGCUGAUGAGAGCAGCAGCAACAACCUACAAGGCGGUGAGGAGGUGCCUGAGGAGCCCUACUCGUCUUCCUUCCAGGCAGCAGAGGAAAGCUGUCCCAACAGCUACGCAAGCAGCAGCAGCAGCAGCAGCAACAACAGCAGCAAGAGGGUUAAGAGCAUCAUCGUGGAUGCAGGCGAUGACAGUGACGGGUCUCCUCCUGUACAGGCGCAUGCCGAGAUUGUGCUGUCGAAGGAGCAGCAGGAGAUGCUUGCUGCAGCAGAGGCUUCCGCUGCUGCUGCUGCUGCAGCAGACAGGCAGCAGCGCUUCCUAGAGUCUGUUGCUGCUGCUGAAACAAAAGAAGGAGGGCUGCGCUCAGCGCUUGAGCAGUCAUUUGAAGCUUUGCUACCGCCCCACGUGACUGCAGCAGCAGCACCACCCGCCGCAGCAGCAGCACCAGCGCAGCCUCAAGCAGCAGGGGGAGCAGCAGCUGCAACAGCAGCAGCGGAAGACGAAGGAGGUGGUUUUAUUUGGAAUGAUGCAGAAGAAGGAAGCCUCACUCCUGCACAGCGGUUUUACAGGGACAAUCGGGAGCUGCUGCUGCAGCGUGCUGAGCAGUAUCUGCGGGGCAAGCACGCAGCAGCAACAGCAGCAGCAGCAGCAGCAGAGGCUGGCGAUGCUGCUGCUGCUGAAGAAGAGGAGUGGGACGAUGCUGCAAGGACGCUUGAAGAGGAUUGGAGAGCAUAUUUCAAUCCCGUAUAUAAGCAGCCAAAGGGCUUCAGGUGGCCAGUUGCCGAUACACCUGAAUCUGCUGCAGCUGCUCCUGCUGCACCUCCAGUGUACGCGACCUUGCAGCCACAGAUCACAGCGCAGGACAUGGAGUUCCGCAAGGGCCAAUAUCCGUCUUUGGAAGAAUUCAUGUCUCUCCUUGCGCAGGAAGGCGUCAAGGAUGUGGUCUGUUUAAAUCUCGAGGCUCUCAAUCGAAGAGACUUGGGGCUUGUUGCCCUCGUCGGCACUUGCGGAACAGCGGCUCACUGCAGGAGAGUGGCGCGGUUGCUGCGGUCGAUAAUAAAGUCCCUGGAAAUACCACUUGUCUCUGACAGCUGCAGCAGCACGAGCGGCAGCACAAGGCGGAACACUGCACGGAGGAGCAGCAGCAGCAGCGAGUGGUUUGUUGCCUGCCUCGGUCCAGUGUCUGUACACCUCAUGACAGCACCAGCAAGAGAUUUCUAUGACGUGGAGCGCGUGUGGAGCAGCAGGAGCGCGCAGCAGCAGCAACAGCAGCAACAGGAGCACGAAGGGUUUGAUGAAGAUUUGCCGCUACUGCCACCAACUGGCAAGCAAGGAGAUGAGUUGCAGCAACAGCAGCAACUGGUGCUGCAGCAGCUGCAGCAGCUGCAGGAGAAACACAAAGAGCAGUGUCCAUGA
Messenger RNA from Eimeria acervulina, 1824 nucleotides. Its product is annotated as Conserved Plasmodium protein, related. Gene Ontology annotation, biological process: negative regulation of translation; negative regulation of ribosome biogenesis. The record is from RefSeq and is a predicted model, not a curated record. Lineage: Eukaryota; Apicomplexa; Conoidasida; Eucoccidiorida; Eimeriidae. Bases 1 to 1824 code for a protein of 607 amino acids. Gene Ontology annotation, molecular function: ribosomal large subunit binding. The transcript is spliced from 5 exons.